GGAUACUCAGUCUCGAACUAGGUGCCGAACGGAACAGUUGCAGCUCAGUCGAAUCAACACACACUUUCAACAUGCCGAUCACAUUGUACUAUGCCCCGAUGAGCCCUCCGGCUCGGGCCGUGCUUCUGCUGAUUAAGGAAUUGGGACUGGCGGGAAUUAAGUUGAAGGAGGUGGACACCAUGGGCGGUGGUACCAGGACCGAGGAGUUCCUCAAGAUGAACCCAGAGCACACGAUUCCAACGCUGGACGACAAUGGCUUCUACCUUUGGGAAUCCCGUGCCAUUUUGACCUAUCUGGUGGAUGCCUACCGUCCGGGACAUGAGCUCUAUCCGAACAUUCCCAGAGAGAAAGCACUCAUCAACCGUGUGCUGCACCACGAACUGUCGUCAUUCAACCCGAAAACACUCGGUCAGAUGAUUCCAUUCUUCCGACGUCAGACAUCGGUGGUGACCGAUGAGAUGAAGGCCAAGAUAAACGAGGCAUUUAGCAAUUUGGAACUGUUCCUGAUCCGAAACGAUUGGUUCGCCGGGGAGAAGGUCACCAUAGCGGAUCUCUGUAUUUUGCCGACCAUAGCCUCGAUGGCGCAUGCCGGAUUUGAUCUAUCGCCGUACCCUCGACUGGCCGCCUGGUAUGAUAACUGCAAGGUGCUUAAGGGCUAUCAGGAUGACGAAGCAGCUGCACAGCAGGUUGGAGGCUUUUUCAGAUCGCUCGUGACCGAGGGACUGUAGAGAUUGUGUGAGAUAAGAUAAUCACCGAAUGCCGCACACACGUAUUUUGGAGUUAUGAACGAACGCUCACGCGCGAUUUAAAUGUAAACAGUACAAUUGAACCGAUAUUACACACUUAUCAGACCGACGAUGAAUUACUGAUAAACGAA
Ochlerotatus camptorhynchus is the source of this 877-nucleotide messenger RNA. Its product is annotated as glutathione S-transferase D7-like. Gene Ontology annotation, molecular function: glutathione transferase activity. Gene Ontology annotation, biological process: glutathione metabolic process. The record is from RefSeq and is a predicted model, not a curated record. The transcript is spliced from 3 exons. NCBI's taxonomy places the organism in Eukaryota, Metazoa, Arthropoda, Insecta, Diptera, Culicidae. Bases 72 to 728 code for a protein of 218 amino acids.